GAAGUUGCGAGGGAAUUCCUUUCGUUACAGAGUCAUAUCUUUAUGGUGAUUAUAUUACAUGCCUGUAGAAGAACUGCAGUAAGGAUAGGAUGGAGAAAAAAAUAAGAAAAAUCUACAUAUCAUCAUACCCAGGAACAAUAUAUUUUCUUCAGAUUUCCUGGAAGAAAGAUUUGGGAAAUGGAUUCGCAGUAGCACUCACUGAUGGUAAAUCUGCCUGGACUGGUGAGGUUUUUCCAGAAGAUGUUACCCAAGAAGCAAAAGACAUGGAGAUGGAGAGGUCAAACUAUGUUGACGAAUUAAGGAAAGCUUUGAUUAUGACGACUUUACCAGCAAAUAAAUAUAAUUUUGAUCUGUUAGAAGAUGAAGAAAAUCCUGAAAUCUAUCAUUUUACAUAUGAGAAGAAACUAAAGGAAGUUGCAUUUAAGCUUGGAUCAACUAAACUAAAAAAUGUCCAGAACCCGGCACAUGUCAUCAGAGAGUUGAUAAACUAUUGCCUGGACUGCACCUCUGAAUUAUAUAGCAGAAAUGAACACCUGCAGAAGGAAAAUGAAAGGCUUCAGUGUGACUGGAAUGACAUGCACGCGCAGCUGGAAAAGUUUGUGAAUGGCAAAGAAGAACUGGAGCGAGACCUUUAUACUCGAUUUACCUGUGUUCUUAAUGAGAAAAAAGCUAAAAUCAGAAGCCUGAAGGAAAAACUAUUAGAAUCACAAGAAAGACUCAAACAAAAAAGUGAAGAAACUGCUCCUGAUGAUACUCUUGUGGCCAAGGAAAUGAAGUAUGAUGCCUUUGCUGGCUCAACUGAUGAGGAGCAGGAAAGCCCUGCAGUUGCCUCUAAGACUGCUGCAGCAUCCCGGCGCAGAUCACUCGUCAGUUACAUUGAUGAUGCCCCUGAUGUUGCACCAAGUAGAAAACGAAGACAGAGGGGCCAAAAGACGUUCUACACAGAUGAAGUAGCUAAUACUUCUAAAGCAGCUAAAGAAGAAACACAGAGAUGUAAUCCAGUCCCAGCAAAGGCCGUUGGCACAACUCUCUCAACAGAAGGAACUUCUUCCCAGACAUUGAUAAACACUCCAGAUCCAGAUGAUCUCUUCAGUGACAUAUGAGGAAACCACUAACCCAACUCUGCUCACAACAUACAGAUCUUGAGCAAUUAUUUUUGUAAUAAAUGUCUAAUGUUUCUACGAGGGGAUCAGCUGCUCGGAGCAACGUCGCGUAUCCAAGGCCACGGGGUCAGUGUGGUUGCACUACAAGUUUUUGAAUCAUUUUUUAUCUAAACAAUAACGUGUGAAAAUUGAUGUUUAUUACAUGUAUAAAAUAGAUUUUUGCUACUUCAGAAUAAAACGAUAGUUGAAAAAUGA
Xenopus tropicalis (tropical clawed frog) is the source of this 1358-nucleotide messenger RNA. It is a transcript of the gene xrcc4, whose product is annotated as X-ray repair complementing defective repair in Chinese hamster cells 4. The coding region runs from base 90 to 1103 and encodes 337 amino acids. The transcript is spliced from 8 exons. Gene Ontology annotation, cellular component: cytoplasm; nucleus; DNA-dependent protein kinase-DNA ligase 4 complex. Gene Ontology annotation, molecular function: DNA binding. The record is from RefSeq and is marked validated. Lineage: Eukaryota; Metazoa; Chordata; Amphibia; Anura; Pipidae. Gene Ontology annotation, biological process: double-strand break repair via nonhomologous end joining; DNA recombination; double-strand break repair.